Molecule: messenger RNA, 5560 nt
Organism: Oncorhynchus kisutch (coho salmon)
Lineage: Eukaryota; Metazoa; Chordata; Actinopteri; Salmoniformes; Salmonidae
Product: frizzled-3
Exons: 10
Coding region: 686-2848 (720 amino acids)
Biological process (GO): non-canonical Wnt signaling pathway; canonical Wnt signaling pathway
Cellular component (GO): plasma membrane
Molecular function (GO): Wnt receptor activity; Wnt-protein binding
Source: RefSeq, a predicted model, not a curated record
GGGGACUUUCAAGUUCACUCAGUCGGCAAACUAUUGCGCAACCAUGAAGGAAUGCACAGUGUAUAUAUAACUGGACACGGUGUGAAUUAUAUUGGGAUUUAUCUGAUAUAUCACACAAAUCAAUUGAAUUGGUCGAUGAUAAUGUUGCAUACACUGGUGGUCUAGCUCAAAGCGCGCGUCCGGGGAACAGAUUAUUUCAUGGAUUUGCGUGCAGCAGCGAGAGAGAAGACGGAGAGAGCUAGCGACGUGCUUGUGUAUUGUCACUGGAAGAAACAGCGGCAAAGAGCAGUGCAGAUCGACGAUUAUUCCAAUUGAAGGUCUUGCUUGACUUGUGCUACUGGGCCAUUGGACGUUCUUUGUGAAGAAACACUGAAUGCUUUCAAUAGGCAGUCUCUUCUUUCAUUGGAGAGAGAAGACCAUAGCUGUGCUGGGGGAAACGGUGGAAAAUCUAGCCUGAUGAUCACAGCCCUCCAGUGGGAACAGACCUAGACAGAGGAGGCUGACUAGGUGGAUCCCAUAGCCAGACAGGGUGCACUCCUCUGGGGGAUGGAAGCAGCAGGAUUCCCCUGUGAGUGCCACAGAUCUCCAUGGUGUGAUUGUGUAGAAGAAGAAGAAUAGCCCUGCUGUUAUCUCAUCCCUCCUUUCCUCUCUUCAUCCCUCUCUCCCCCUCCCCUACUCAUUGAGGAUGAGAGUGAGGUGGGACUACACAUCACCUGCAAUAGCAGACUCACACAGAGAGAGGGUCAUGCCUAGGUCACUCUUCCUCUUGCUUCUCUUCCUCUCAUCCCUCUGCUCCACCUGUCUGUCCAUCCAUGCGGAGACAGCAGAGAGCCACAGUACGUUUACAUGUGAGCCAGUAGGACUGCGGAUGUGCCAGGACCUGCCUUACAAUGCCACCUUCAUGCCCAACCUCCUCAACCACUACGACCAGCAGACGGCCGCACUCGCCAUGGAGCCCUUCCACCCCAUGGUGAACCUGCAGUGUUCGGAGGACCUGAGGAUGUUUCUGUGUGCCCUCUACGCUCCAGUCUGUAUGGAGUAUGGCCGCGUGUCCAUGCCCUGCCGAGCCCUGUGCCACCGCGCCAAGAGAGACUGCCACAAACUCAUGGAGAUGUUUGGGGUGUCCUGGCCAGACGAGACAGAGUGUAGCAGGUUCCCAGACUGUGACGAGCCCUACCCCCGUGCGGUGGACCUCCAGACCAGUGCAAAUCCCACCGAUAUCUCUCCCAUGUCUGUCCAGAGGGAUUUCGGCUUCUGGUGCCCCCGCAAGCUCAAAAUGGAACCCGACCUGGGCUACUCAUUCCUGGGCGUGAGGGAGUGCUCGCCCCCCUGCCCCAACAUGUACUUCCAGCGCCCGGAACUCACCUUUGCCCGCUACUUCAUCGGCGUGGUUUCCAUCGUCUGUCUCUCGGCAACACUCUUCAGCUUCCUCACUUUCCUCAUCGACGUCACGAGGUUCCGUUACCCGGAGCGGCCAAUCAUCUUCUACGCCGCUUGCUACAUGAUGGUGUCGCUUGUGUUCUUCCUGGGCUUCCUAUUGGAGGACAGGGUGGCUUGCAACGCGGCGAGCCCCACCCAGUACCGGGCGGCCACCAUCACACAGGGCUCCCACAACAAGGCGUGCACGCUGCUGUUCAUGGUGCUCUACUUCUUCACAAUGGCGGGAAGCGUGUGGUGGGUCAUCCUCACCAUUACCUGGUUCCUGGCGGCCGUGCCCAAGUGGGGCAGCGAGGCCAUCGAGAAGAAGGCCCUUCUCUUUCACACCUGUGCCUGGGGCCUGCCCGGCUGCCUCACCGUGGCCCUGCUGGCCCUCAACAAGAUCGAGGGCGAUAGCGUGAGUGGCGUGUGCUUCGUGGGCCUCUACGACGUCACGGCGCUGCGCUGGUUCCUGCUGGCGCCACUCUGCCUCAACGUGGCGGUGGGUGUGGCUCUGCUUCUGACGGGGAUCGUGGCACUUAACCGUGUGCGUAUGGAGAUCCCUCUGGAGAAGGAGAACCAGGACAAGCUGGUGAAGUUUAUGAUCCGUAUCGGGGUGUUCUCUGUGCUUUACCUGGUGCCCCUGCUUACGGUCAUCUCCUGCUACCUGUAUGAACACAGUUACAGGUCUGUCUGGGAGACCACCUGGGUCCAGGAGCGCUGCAGAGACUACCACAUACCCUGUCCCUUCCAGGUUGAGCAGACCAGUCGUCCAGACCUGGCCCUGUUCCUCAUUAAGUACCUGAUGAUGCUGGUGGUGGGGAUUCCCUCAGUUUUCUGGGUGGGCAGCAAGAAGACCUGCUUCGAAUGGGCCAGCUUCCUACACAGACGCAGAAACAAAGAUAGUGGGGUGAAUGAGAGCAGACAGGUGCUCCAGGAGCCAGACUUUUCCCAGUCUCUACUGAGGGACCCCCACACCCCCAUCAUCAGGAAAUCACGGGGAACCUCCACCCAGGGCAACUCCACCCAUGCCUCCUCCACUCACCUGGCCAUCCUGGACGAGCCUGACGACCCUAGACACGCCCCUGAUGACCGCAGACCAAUCCACUCACUGGGCCACACCUCCUCCACCCGCAGCAAGGCUGGCAGCGUGCACAGCAAGACCAGUUACCAUGGCAGUCUACAUCGCUCCCGAGACGGACGCUACACCCCCUGUAGUUACCGAGGCGGUGAGGAGCGCAGUCUACCCCCCCACGGCAGCACUCCCCGCCACGACCACAUGCUGUCCACUCACAGCAGCCUCCACGGUCUGGAUGCCCAAUCACAGCACAGCAGCCAGUGUGAUCUCUCCGUGGCCACACCCACCCUUAUCACCCACGGGACGAGCUUCGGCCGCGUCACUAAUAAUGGUGACAAUGGAGCCAGCGCCUGACCGGAAACAGGAAAUUAUGUCAUCACUGCUGAACAGGAAGUUGUCAGUUGUCCCGCUCCCCACCUUCGACAUACACACAGGUCCAUCCCAUUCAGGAGGAAUGUGUGAGAGAGGAAGUGGGGCCUUCAGUUUGACUGACAGAUGGAUCACUCCUGGACAGCUUUUCACAGAGGUUGCUAAGUAGCGAGAUGCUAACCCUCAAUCAGUCAGUUGGACUUGGAUUGCACUCUCUAUAGAGGGAAUGGCUUCAUGGCCAGAAAGCCAGCCUACUAUGAAUGAGGGGGAUUGUGUGUGUACUCUGAUACACACCAAGAGACCCAGAGAUGAGCUGAUAAGGUCUACUCUGUGUGUGUGUUACAGUGCUCUUUUGCUGUGGUUGUGAAACAAGACUAUUAUAUUUUUUUAUACUGUGAAGAUUGGCUGUGAGUACUGCUGAAAAUAUGAGCGUGCGUGUACUUGUAGUGCAGUACUAUACUCCCACCUGGUGGAGAGAAACUAUAGAAGCUAGGAGAGAUCAAUGCCUAGGCCCGACUUCCUAGGCACUCCUGUAGGUCAGUAAGGAUGAAUAGGGUUCAAUAAUAAGGUCAUUUCUUCAACUUGUCUUAUGAUAUGAUAGGUGAAAAACAUUUGAGGCCGAUUGCUUCAGAAGUGCGUAGAGAAUAGUUGCUAGGGAUCGAUUUGGGAUUCAGAAAGUUAGGGAAAAAAUAGGGAAGGACAGAUGGAGGUUGGAGUAGUGCUUAUUUUGCUGCUGCUUCAGAGCUAAGCAGAGAGGAAUGUGGGGGACUUUUUAAAGGGGAUGGGAGGGGGGUUGUAUCCGAAGUCUUUGCUAUUGACAAGCGCUGUGUGAAACAACAGAGGAUCUGUACCCCUAACACUGGAAGAAAGGACUACUGGAAGAAUACACUGGGGAGGAGGAGGAAUACACUGGGGAGGAGGAGGAAUAUACUGGGGAGGAGGAGGAAUACACUGGGGAGGAGGAGGAAUACACUGGGGAGGAGGAGGAAUAUACUGGGGAAGAGGAGGAAUAUACUGGGGAGGAGGAGGAAUACACUGGGGAGGAGGAGGAUUACACUGGAGAGGAGGAGGAAUACACUGGGGAGGAGGAGGAAUACACUGGGGAGGAGGAGGAAUACACUGGGGAGGAGGAGGAAUAUACUGGGGAGGAGGAGGAAUACACUGGGGAGGAGGAGGAAUAUACUGGGGAGGAGGAGGAAUACACUGGGGAGGAGGAGGAAUAUACUGGGGAGGAGGAGGAAUACACUGGGGAGGAGGAGGAAUACACUGGGGAGGAGGAGGAAUACACUGGGGAGGAGGAGGAAUACACUGGGGAGGAGGAGGAAUACACUGGGGAGGAGGAGGAAUACACUGGGGAGGAGGAGGAAUACACUGGGGAGGAGGAGGAGGAAAAAAGGAAAAUUGAUAAUAUGGGAAAGAUUGUGCUUGUGUUUACUGGUGUUUCUCCUGUCUUUCUGUAUCCGUCUCUCACUCACACACAUAAAACUGCAGUAGUCUUUUCCAUUAUGGUCAUCAGGUGAUUUUCUCACAACCCCUCAAAAUCUCUCAGCCUAGCUCACCCCUACCCUCAGCCUUACCUGUGAACAAACACACACGCAAACCUACAUACACACACGCACUCCAAUGUACACUAAACCCUCCCUUGCCUCUAACCCAGCCUACCUCAUCAGUCCAGAGGUACCUUAAACCACACCUGCCACUCCUCAGUCACCUCAGACUGCUGCUAUUGUGUGUCUUUGUAAUACACUGCUGCUCGUGUGUGUGUGUGUGUGUGUGUGUGUGUGUGUGUGUGUGUGUGUGUGUGUGUGUGUGUGUGUGUGUGUGUGUGUGUGUGUGUGUGUGUGUCAGGACACUGUCAAUCUCUGGAGUUCUUCUUUGGUGUUUUUCCACCUGAUGCCUAAUACUUUACCCAUGAUGCUUCACCACACAUCAAGGACGUGUCCACUGGGCACCUCAAGAUGCAACACGUUCCUCUCUGUGUCUGCCUGUCUGUCUGUAGUGUGUUCCUGAGCAAAGUAGCAUAUUUUUGCAUGUCAAACACCCAAAUAUCCUUGUUCUGUGCCCGCUUGUGUGAUUGACUGUGCUUCUCCCAGUUGCCUCCUCACUCUCACUCAUUCCCUUUCAGUCUCUAAAGCUCUCCUGCCUACUGUCAUGGUAGAAGUUGCCCUUACCCACAAUCAUAACCUAAACCCUGGUCCUCGAGUGUCCAGAUAUUGCAUGAUUUAAUUCCAACUAGGCACCUCAAUUAUCUGACUACUGGUCUGGUCACCUCAUGGAAUGUUGAGGGAUUAAUAGAUCAAUAUCAAUGAUUGGCUACAUUUAACCUACAUGUCCAAUGCAAAUAAUCAAUUCCUUUUCAAUUCCAGUAAAUUCAGAAAGUAAACAAAAUUCCAAUUCCAAAUUCUCCUAAUUGAAAAUCAUGACAGAGAAUUGGAAUUUCCGUGUUCUUCCUGAAUUGACAGGUUUUGACCCCAACCCUGAGUCCAAGACCAGGAUUUGCUACCCGGGAUGAGGGACAAUUUGUUCUACCUACUCCUCUUGCUGUAAGUCUAUCUCUGUUCUCUCUGUACACAUCACAGCUUUCCUAAAAAAUAAAAUAAAAGAUUGAGCACUUUAACUCUAUGGCUAGCUCUGUCUGAAUGUCUGUAGAUGUUGAGUUGUAGUUAUGCAAGAAUUCCAAUAAAGUUUGUUGUAUGA